AGUCUGGACCUCCCCUUACCAGUGCCGGUGCUUUACUCGCAUCAGUUCCUGGCUUACGGCUACAGUUUAGGCCGCGGCUCUCUCGGCAUCCACAAGCCUCCAACCCGGUCACUCCCUACCCAGUCAAUCCGAGUACAGGCUCCUGGAUUCGAUGGCUACAGGCUCAGGCUCUCAGGCCGCGGCGGCAAAGCUGAAGGCCGCCGGCAACGAGCUCUUCCAGCACGGGCGCUACGGAGAGGCGGUGGGCCGCUACUCGGAGGCCAUCGGCCGGCUACAGCAAUCUGGGAAGAAGUGGCCCGAAGAGUUGAGUGUCCUGUAUUCGAACCGAGCUGCCUGUUAUCUGAAGAUUGGAAAUUGCAGUGACUGUAUUAAAGACUGCACUGCGUCGUUGGAGCUGGUUCCCUUUGCGCUAAAGCCUUUGAUUCGUCGUGCUGCAGCUUACGAUGCCCUGGAACGAUACCGCCAGGCUUUUGUGGACUACUGGACAGCUACCCAGGUGGACGGCAGUGUUCAGGCUGCACAGGACGGCAUGAACAGAAUGAGGAAGGUGUUGAUAGACAAGGAUGGGAGCAAUUGGCGUGAUAGACUCCCUCCACUGCCAUCGGUACCUAUUGCAUUCCAGCACAACUGGAGAGCCAGCACUCCCGGAAAUGCAGGCACAAAGAAGACAAGCGUGCAGCAGAAUGGAGAUAAUUCGGCUUCCAGCAGCCUCGAACAAGCCAAGUCUCUUAAGGAAGAAGGGAAUCUGCUUGUGAAGAAGGGAGAGCACAGAAAGGCAGUGAGCAAGUACACUGCAAGUCUGAAGCUGAACAGCAACGAGUGUACCACCUACACCAACAGAGCACUGUGCUACUUGAACCUGCAGCAGUAUCACGAAGCAGAGAAGGACUGUACAGCCGCAUUGGCCUUGGACCCCCAAAACCUGAAAGCAUUUUACCGCCGUGCAAUGGCCCGAAAAGAGCUGAAGGAUUACAAGGGCAGUAGUGUUGAUCUCUGUGAGAUGCUGAAGCUGGACCCAAACAUCUCAGCUGGACAACGUCUGCUACAAGAAGUCCAGAAGCUCAUUAAGUAACAGCUCAGUAAGCCUGAGCCUUAGAAACGACCUGAGGCAAGCAGCGUGGAGCUGGCUGGUCAGAGGGAGGCCUGAACAGGCUCUGGAAGAAACUACUUGUGUAUAUAUAAUCAGUUUGUUCUGCUUCUCAAGGACCUUUCUUAAAAAAAUAACUAGCAUGACACCAAAGAGAGUAAGUAGGAUUAAACUGUAUUUGAAUUGUAUUUGGUUCAACUCAGAUUGUGUCUGUCCCCAUGCAGUUGGGACAUUGAUAAACAGCUCCCAUGCAACAGAAAUAUUUCAUAGAACUUGCUUCAGGAUCCUUCACUUGAAUUAUUAUUCCAGGGUUAGAACUACACAACCAAGAAUAUAUAAAUAUCAAUAGGCUGUUUGCAAAUUGUUUUUGAGAAGCAAUGCAAUGUUUUAGUUUCUUCUUUGUACAACUUUAUUUGGAAAACUGCAGAACCUGUUUUCCAUAGCCCCGUGUUCUCUCUAUUUCCUUCUCUCCUGGCCCCCAUGGUUUCUGGCUCUUUGCCGUGUACAAUUGUAGUUGCGUCUCCUUCCAGAAUUUGUCCCUUGUGGAUGAUUAGGACCAGCUGACCACAUGUUAGAAUAAUGGAAGGUGCAUAUUACCCAGUCACUCAAGCCUCCAGGCAUUCUAGCUCUAAUAGUGGGUCAUUGCUUGGAUCUUGUUCACUUGCUUCUUUUAAUCUCCUAUCAGCCUUGUGCUUUUACCUACCCCACCCAUCAGUAGGUUCCAGGUGGAUGAUUUGCUUGGAGAGCACACAAAUCUCUGGAGGAGCACAGCAGGUCAGGCAGCACGUUUGCAGGGGAAUAAAGGAUUGACAUUUUGCACCAAGACCCUCCAUCAGUACUGGUGUCAUUGUUUAGUAACUUGGACUAGUUCCUCAAUCACACUUUAUAGUGCACAAGGAGAGUAGCCUUGGCCCUAUCACCAAACUAAACAACGAAAUGAUGCUUUCAUAGAAAAUUGUCUAGUUAUUGACCAACUGGUAACUGUGUGCAAAUUCCUUAUUUGCAUAAUCAAUUGCCAAUAGACACUACAAGCUAACAACCAAUGAUACUUUAGAGUUAGUAAUUGUCCAGUAGUUAGUGUGUGCCUUGCAUUCUUUCUUCGUCUUGGUAUGCAGAUGCUCCAGUACCCUGCUCUACAAGAGGAAGCUAUGCUCUUGCCUGGGUUGACUGCACACAAUCUGUAAACUAUCCCUGACUGGACAUUAGCUUAGCCUUUGCCUUGUCACAACAUCAACACUGAAGAGGAAGGGGGAAGAAUUCUUGCUGCUUCCCUCUUCCUUUCCAGAUCUGAUGCGGGGUCUUGGUUUAAACAUCGAUUGUUUAUUCAUUUCUAUAGAUGCUACCUGACCUGCUCAGUUCCUCCAGCAUUUUGUGUUGUUCUGGAUUGCUAACAUCUGCAGGAUUCUGUGUUGUGCUUUCACCUUUCAUUGGAGUUUUCAUCAGAAUCUCGUGUUUAUGCUUUGAUUCUUCAUCAACUCUCCUGUAUUUAUGCUUUGACUCAUCAUCAAAUCUCUGGCGCCUUCAUUAGAAUCUCUUGUGUUUAUGCUUUGCUUGGGUGUUGAUUGUGCUAUUGGGAUGUAUUUUUUGCUGAGCCUGGUGACUAAGAACCAGUACAUAACAUACAGCAUAAAAGCAUGGGAUUAUAAAAGAUAUUACAUCAUUGUUGGAGGAAUAUCCUAAUGGGAUACAGAAUGCAGGAGGUGAAAUACAAGUCAGAGGCACUGGCAACAUGGAAUUUCCUUGGGGUUUGCUCAGUAUUUUGCCAGCAUGCAAGUGUUGAUUCAGCUGUGGAUUUAUGCUGCACACCUAUUGCUAGACAACUGGAAGAGUUUGGAGAUGGGGUCUUUUUGGGUGCCACAGUGGUAUAGCAGUUAGUGCAAUGCUCUGGAGUUCAGAGGUCAAUUUCAGCACUGUUCUCUAGGGAGUCUCUACCUCCCUGUGGAAUGCUUGGGUUUUCCCUGGAUCCUCUGGUUUCCUCCCAGAGUACAAAGAUGUACUCAGUAGGUUAAAUGAUCGUUGAAUUAGGGUUAAACAAGUUUGUUGGAGGUUAAUGCAGCAGCAUAGCUGAAAGGGCCUAGGCUAUGCUAUAUCACUGGAAAAAAAAAGCUAGAAAAUUUUAAUAUCCCCAAAAGGCCAGCACAAUAUUCUUGUCUCUCCUUCCUGCACUCCUGGGAGAAUAAAGUAGUCAUGUAUCACAUUGUUUGUAGUGUUGCAAAUGUUAAGUAUUGAGGCAAACAG
Molecule: messenger RNA, 3325 nt
Organism: Mobula hypostoma (lesser devil ray)
Lineage: Eukaryota; Metazoa; Chordata; Chondrichthyes; Myliobatiformes; Myliobatidae
Gene: tomm34
Product: translocase of outer mitochondrial membrane 34
Exons: 7
Coding region: 152-1072 (306 amino acids)
Cellular component (GO): cytosol; mitochondrion
Molecular function (GO): heat shock protein binding
Source: RefSeq, a predicted model, not a curated record